AUGAAGCAACAAAGCACGUUCACGCCGAAUGCGGUGCACAUGGGUCGCAGGUUGGCUGUCAGCCCACAAAAGGCGGUCGCAGAAUCGUCCGAGAGAGAUCAAAUGAUGGACGCACCUGCCGUAGAAACUGUACCAAAUUUGAGCGUGAGCUCAGCGUUGAUGAGCCCAGCUGCCCAAACCGCCUCUUCUGAUCCACUCGCUCCUGUGCCUGUCGAGACCGAAGCCAACAGUGACUCAGACGUCCAGGAUCGGUGCGGCUUGGUGCGGUACACCUUCUGCCCUCGCCUACGCCGCGAAGUGUUCUACGACCGCAAUGGUGGCGACUGUGUGGCGGUUACGACGGCUGCCGAGCACGAGGCGGUAAACGAAGUGGCAUCGAUGGCAGCGGCCCGUUACAACGAUACUAGCGUGCACAAGGACCUGACACCACUCUGCAACAGCAGUCCAAACCGCUUCUCUUCACUCGAGAGCUGCCGAGAAAGCUGCCAGCGGAGGGACGUGCCCGCGGAGCGUUGCUUCGACGAGACCCUCUUCUCGGAGUGCCGUAGCGGACCCCUGCUCGUGGGGAAGGCCCUGGUGGUUGCCUCGCCGCUCAACCUUGACAACUUUGUGUGCAGCAAUGGCUGGCUGGCCAGAUUUAAGGAUUCCGCUAACGUGACUAUGAUGUACUGCUGCGUGCCAUUUUGUAAGUCACGGUCCGGAAAGACUCCAGGUGUGUCGUUUCACGAGUUUCCAGUUGACGAGGAGCUCUGCGCAAAAUGCAUUCCUAGAGUCAGCGGAGAAUCUUCGAGCCUCCAGCUAAAAGAAGAAACCAUGGCCGCCGACCCAGAUUUCGAGUGUCCUACUUGCAACUUCACUUUGUCCAGCACGGUGAACCUCCAAAAACACAUCAAGGACCAUGAGGGCGGGAGACGGCAUCUAUGCCACGAAUGUGGUGUACUGUGUCGGAAUAGUUAUCAUUUAAAGAAACACUCUCUCGAACACACUGGCGAGAGGCUAUAUCAGUGCGAUGUGUGCGGCAAAACGUUUAUCGUGAAGGCAACCAUGGAAAGACACAAGACGACGCACACGGACGAAAGGCCUUUUGAGUGCUCUCUCUGUGCAGCUACGUACAAGAGGCGAGAUCAGCUGGUCCGACAUUUAAAAAAGCAACACACAGAAACUGGUGAACCUGGCGCCACCGUGUCACAAAUGUUCCCGAGAAGGAAGAAGAAAAGUUGCUUUCCGUUACAGCGCUUGCUUUUUCGACGGAAACGCGGGCAAUCCAGCUAGCUAUGUACUUGCAACGUGAUAAACCUCGUUUAACUGAAAUGCUUCUGGCUGCAGCUGGAAGAAGACAGAAAAUUUUUACGUCAAUCUCCAGACAAGGCACGCAUAUUCACUUUUGGCACUUUUCUUGCGAAGUGUGCAAUAGUGUCAUUGUUCUAUUGUUUAUAUAAUGAGCACGCUAUGUAUCUUUUAUUUUGAAUAAUUGACGAGACACAAUUGCUGUCAUAAAAACGUUCACCCAUUUACAUUGAAGUACUGAUUUUUAAUAAAUAUCUCCGCGGAUA
Molecule: messenger RNA, 1553 nt
Organism: Rhipicephalus microplus (southern cattle tick)
Lineage: Eukaryota; Metazoa; Arthropoda; Arachnida; Ixodida; Ixodidae
Source: RefSeq, a predicted model, not a curated record